UUGGCGCAUUUGACACGCGCACUGGGUGCCAGAACAGACUGUAAACAAGCAGACUGUAACCUGAGACGAUCCGUUCCAGUCCACAGGACAUUUCUGAGACAAAGUGUGAUGAGAAGAAACAUUAGUCAACAUUGCGUCUUCACAGAGGAGAAAAGUGUCAGUUAAGGCGGACUUUGGACUUCUCUGUUUUGGUUCCCGCCCUUCUGACCACAAAGAAACGGCCAUAUUACACAGACAUAACAGUAAAACACGGGACAAGGACGGAAGUUGAGGCUUAUUUACACUCCUCUGGUUGUUUUGAGCUCCGCCAGUAAAAAUGGCUGACAAGAGGUCGAGGAAGAGAUCCAAGUCUCAGUCCACCGCCCACUCUCCUGAGGAGUCUGAACAGCCGAUCAGCUCCAGCAGUGAGCUCAUCAGUUCACAAACAAGUGAAGCGGAGUCCUCGGGUCCCACCUGCGACUCCAUGAAAAGUGAUGUCUCCAUGUAUGAACCGCUUUACUUUGGUGAAAAGAAGUUUAAACGUUCCCAAUCGAUUGGAGAUAAGUCCACAGCUCCCAGUGUUCUCUCUAUGAAGAGUGAUGUAUCCAUGUAUGAGCCGCUGUACUUUGGUCAAAGUUCCCAGUCGACUGGAGACGAGUCCACAGCUCCCAGUGAUGUCUCUAUGAAGAGUGGUAUAUCCAUGUAUGAGCCGCUGUACUUUGGUCAAAGUUCACAGUCAAGUGGAGCUGAGUCCUCGGGUCCCACCUGCGACUCUAUGAAAAGUGAUGUCUCCAUGUAUGAACCGCUUUACUUUGGUGAAAAGAAGUUUAAACGUUCCCAGUCGACUGGAGAUAAGUCCACAGCUCCCAGUGUUCUCUCUAUGAAGAGUGAUGUAUCCAUGUAUGAGCCGCUGUACUUUGGUCAAAGCCAGCUUCCUGAGGAGCAGUCUAGCUGUUCAGUGUGUAUGGAGGCUUUGAGUAAUCCAGUUCGUUUAACCUGUGGACACUGGUCAUGCAAACAGUGCGACAGCCCAGAACAACCCUGCACCAUGUGUGGGAAGCAACUCGGAGUAGAUCCUGGACACCAGAGGGAUUCUGGGAAAAGCACCGGGGGAAGUCAUCUUUUGAAGGCAAAGAUGAGUUUUCAAAAUGCCAUGCGGAAGAAAUUUACUUCGACAUCUGAAGGUAUUGGUGAUGAGCAGAGCCCACUGAACAGCAUCCAUACUGCACUCUUCAUCACUCAUGGAGAGAGUGAAGGGCCACAUGAAGAACAUUCGAUGAGAGAAAUCAAACAACAAUGGUCUUCUGAGCAGUCAGUCGACCUCAGUGACAUCUUCAGACCGUUGCCUGGCCAAGAGAAACCCCCCAGAACAGUUGUGACGAAGGGUGUUGCAGGAAUCGGAAAAUCCUUUUCUGUGCAGAAAUGUAUUCUUGACUGGGCUGAGGGGAACGCAAACCAGGACAUUGAUUUUGUUUUCAAUCUUGCUUUCCGAGAGAUGAAUUUGAGCACAGAAAACAAAAGCUUGCACAAGCUCCUGACUGAAUUUCACCCUGCACUUCAGAGUUUGACUGACUCAGAAGAUUUGGUCAAAGCCAAGGUUCUAGUGAUCCUGGACGGCCUGGAUGAAAGCAGAUUUGAUCUGGACUUUGAGAACAAGCUACAAGUUACAUCUGUCAGUGAAGUAACAUCUGUGGCUAAUCUCCUAACAAACCUCAUCCAGGGAAACCUCCUUCCUCAUGCUAACCUGUGGAUAACAUCUCGUCCAGUAGCCGCCAAUCAGAUCCCUGCAGAGUUCAUCGACAUGGUGACGGAGAUACGAGGGUUCACUGACCCACAAAAAGAAGAAUACUUCAGGAAGAGAUUUAGCAAUGACUUGAGCCUUGCUGACAGGAUCAUUUCACACAUUCACUCUUCACAGUGUCUCAACAUCAUGUGCCAGAUCCCGAUCUUCUGCUGGAUUUCUGCCCUAUUAUUUCAGGAGAUCUUUGGGGGAGACGAGAAAGCUGAAAUACCUCAAACCAUGACAGAGAUGAUGGGGCAUUUCCUGUUUUCCCAGACAAAACGCAGAAGCAGGAAAUAUGACAAGAUCACUGAGGAAAACAAAGAGAGACUUCUGACAAGGCACCGAGAAUUUCUUCUGAAACUCGGCAAGCUUGCAUUUGUUCAGCUACAGAAGAACAACCUCAUCUUCUACGAUGAAGACCUGGAAGACUGUGGCAUUGACAUCCAAGAGGCAACCAUCUACUCUGGAUUUUUCAACGCAGUUCUCAGGGAAGAAGAAGUCUUUUCCAAGAAAAAGGUCUUCUUCUUUGUGCACCUGACCGUACAGGAGUUCUUUGCAGCUCUUUUUGUCUAUGACUGUUUCACAAAAAACAAUACAGAAGAGCUUGGCAACUUCCUGGAUCUGAAGGACAAAGAACAUACUUUGCUAGAUCUUCUGAAGAUGACAGUUGACAAAGUGUUGGAGAAGAAGAACGGCCACCUGUACUACUUCAUGCGCUUCCUCCAUGGCCUUUUGGUAGAAUCCAACCGGAGAGUCCUUCAGGGUCUGCUGACAUCACCAGAACCAAGCCAAGAUACUGUCAAGAAAAUCUUGACUCACCUCAAAACAAUCAGAAGGAAGGGCCUCUCUCCAGACAGUUGCAUCAGUCUCUUCCGGACCAUGGUGCAGAUGAGAGAUCACAAAGUCAAAGACGAGAUCCAAGAAUAUCUGACGUUGUCAGAUCGUUCAAAAACAGAGCUGAUGCCGCUGCACUGCUCUGCACUGGCCUACAUGCUGCAGGUAUCGAAGAAUGAUCUGGAUGUGUUGAACUUAAAGAACUUCAACACAUCAGAUGAAGGCAGAAGAAGGCUGAUACCAGCUGUGAGGGUCAGCAGAACGGCUAUACUAGCAGACUGUAAAGUGACCGAGGAGUGGGUUAAAUAUCUGGCCUUUGGCCUCAACUUCCCCUACUUACCUCUGAGACAUCUGGAUCUGAGCAACAAUGACCUGAAAGAUUCAGGAGUGAAGCUGUUCUGUGGUGGACUCUCAAGUCAAUGCUGCAGACUUGAAACCCUGAGUCUGUCAGGUUGUCAGGUCACAGAGGAUGGCUGUGCUCCUCUGGUCUCGGCUCUGCAGUCCAACCCCUCCCAUCUGAUAGAGAUGGACCUGAGCUACAACAAUCUGGGAGAUUCAGGAAAGAAGAUGCUCACUGAGCUGAGGGAGGACCCAAAAUACAAGCUCAGAAAUCUCAAAGUUGAUCAUGAUGGAAGUCAAAGAAUGACACCAGGAUUCAAGAAAUAUGCCUGUGAGCUCACUUUUGACCCCAACACAGCCCACAAGAACCUCCGUCUCUCUGAAGGGAACAGAAAGGUGACCUGGGUGGAAGAAGAGCAGCCGUAUCCAGAUCACCAAGAAAGGUUUGAUCACUGCCGACAGGUGCUGUGUGAACAGGGUCUAAGUGAGCGCUGUUACUGGGAGAUGGAGGUCUUGGAGCCCUUCAACAUUGGGAUAACGUACAAAACCAUCGGCAGGAAAGAGUAUGUGGAUGAUUGCAAGCUGGGACAAAACAACAAGUCCUGGAGCCUGAUUUGUUCUGAUGAAGGUUGCUUUGUUCUGCACUGCAAUCAGAGUGUCAGUGUAGCCUCCCUCUGCUCGCGCUCCAGUAGGGUGGGGGUUUACCUGGACCAUCCGGCUGGGACUCUGUCCUUCUACAGAGUUUCCUCUGACAGUCGGACCCGCCUCCAUACCUUCGAAACAACAUUCAAUGAGCCCCUCUAUCCAGCUGUUCAACUUCACACUCAUUCCUCUGCAUGCUUUCGUCUGCCAACUUAGUUCAGUCAACACAUAGCUAACUAAACUUUCACUGCAAUCACACAGGCAACCAAAGCCGUAGAUUAGUAUUUGGAUGGUCGGGACAUGUCCCAGACAAUCAGACUACCAGAGUUAGUCAGUAGCCACCUUACCCUACCGUACCAAACACGGUUGAGCUUGUGUUUGCCAAGGCCAGUUUUGUUUCCAUUGUCACUUCUGGUCUUAGAUCGCGCCUUGGGGGAGCAAGUUCCCAGGUGUUUAAGGCCCGCCAAUUACUCAUCAGCCAAGCAGGGCCAACCGAGGCCUGUAGGGGGAAGUCAAGAGAUACAGGCCGUGCAGAGCUGGGACAUGGCUGCAGACAGCGCAGCAGCUCUUUUUUUUCAUAAACCCAGUUUUCAAUCACUGAAUUAAAAGAAGGACAUCAACAGGGUAAUAAAUUGCGUUACAGACAUGUUAUGCAAUUCAUCUAUGGCUAAGCCACACCCCCAAACGCGAUGAGCCAAUCACAGUGCGCAUAGCUAACUCAAUACACUCGGACAUUCUCUGCUUCCACAUCCAUUGAAAUGCAUUGGAGUUAGUCCGUUAUCAGUCGUUUUUAUGUGUUUUUUCUUGAGAUUUGAAGUUUAAAAUGGUCAAGCGGUGUGCAUGGGGAUUCCCAACCGCUGUUCCGCGGCAUACAAGUGUGCCGUAAGAAAUCAAUAUCUAUCAAUAUCAAAAUCAAUAUCUCCUCAUUAAUGACUGGAGACAAAUCCAGCGACUCCGUCUUAACGAGCG
Centropristis striata (black sea bass) is the source of this 4546-nucleotide messenger RNA. Its product is annotated as protein NLRC3-like. NCBI's taxonomy places the organism in Eukaryota, Metazoa, Chordata, Actinopteri, Perciformes, Serranidae. Gene Ontology annotation, molecular function: protein binding. The transcript has 14 exons. The record is from RefSeq and is a predicted model, not a curated record. Bases 317 to 3793 code for a protein of 1158 amino acids.